Sparassis crispa is the source of this 2097-nucleotide messenger RNA. RefSeq lists its product as hypothetical. The transcript has 13 exons. Gene Ontology annotation, cellular component: nucleus. Lineage: Eukaryota; Fungi; Basidiomycota; Agaricomycetes; Polyporales; Sparassidaceae. The record is from RefSeq and is a predicted model, not a curated record. Gene Ontology annotation, biological process: regulation of transcription by RNA polymerase II. Gene Ontology annotation, molecular function: protein dimerization activity. The coding region runs from base 1 to 2097 and encodes 698 amino acids.
AUGAAUUCAGAUACCCCUGCAUUGAAUGCUGAUGGAUCACUGAAGAGCGCAAAAGAUAUGGAAUUGGAUCACUCACCAUCUUCAUCUGUAGCAGCUCUUCCUCGUCCACCUGACCUGCUAUCUGUUCGACCUAUCACCUUUAUUGAGGUACAGCCAGGUGAAUCAUCAUCGAAGGGUAAAAAAAGGUCUGGACUUGACAAUAUUAAUGAUAUUUCCACGAAGAAGAAGCCACACAUCACAACAUCUGUCCAAACCCGGAAGGUUGCACCCAAGGUCAAGGCAACACUGAGGCCUGCAACAGAACACCUUCUCCUGCCUCAACCAUCUGCGGCAGCAAGUGAGACUAUCCUCGGAACCCCACAAGCACCAGCAAAUGCAUCGACAUCCACUGCCACUGAAAGUUCGGCACUCAAUGUCAAUGAAAUAGUCGCAGUGGCCAAGAAAGCACACAAGAAAGGUAAUGUGGUGGCCGAUAUCUCGACAAUAUGCACCCUUGUACCACGAGACGAUGGAAGCAAGCAUGCAUUGAAGAAGAGCAAUCAUGUCAAGUUUGGGAAGCUACAAACAAUGUUCAAGGGUAAUCACUCUACCAUGCGCACUCACAUUGCACGUCAAGGGAUGAGCCAUUACAAUGUAUAUCAAGAGCGACAGAGCUCAAUACUGCAAUAUGCUGAAGUGAAGGAGAAGUCAGUGAAGUGGUCCAAGGAAGGUCUCGAGGAGAAUAUUCUCCAGUUUGUGGUGGAGACAGAUCAGGCGCUAAACAUCACUGAGCAUGCGUCAUUCCGAGGGUUGCUUCAAUAUCAGCACCGAAAGUCUACAGACAAGGACAUACCGAAGCACACAUAUGUCACCACACGCAUCAUUGGCCAUGCAGCUGAAAUCCAGAAAGAGCUUGCCAAGAAACUUCAGGAUGCACCCGGGCGAGUGUCACUGACAUUUGAUGGAUGGACAUCUGCAAUCAUGCGUGCCUACCUUGCGGUGAUAGUCCAUUACAUAACAGAUGACUGGAAGCUAUGGACUGAGUUACUCGCAUUCUCGGAACUUGAGGUGAACAACAAGGGUAUGUGUACACUAGAGGUGCAACUCAAGAACGACAAGAUUGCAUUUGAUGCCAAGGAGCAACGAUCUCAUUGUUUCUCACAUGCUGUAAACCUUGAUGGUGAAGUUGUUGCAGAUGAAGACGAGACCAAAGAUGAUGUUGAGGUCCUAGUGAAGGAGGUUGAAGCCACGAUUGCAGCACUUCCCCCAAAUCUGAAGGGUUCCACGACAAUUGCAGCACUUCUACUCAGCCUCAUCAUUAAGGCUGUGAUCUCAUUUGUUAGUCUCGCUGAUGACUCUGAUGAAGUGCCGAAUGUCGACAAGGACCAGCGAGGCUAUAGCUACUACAGGCUGUUAAGUGAGGACUGGAAUCAUGUCCAGUUGAUCACCGAAGUCCUUCAUGCUGCCUCACUGGUUCAAGAGCUGUUCUCAUCGGAGACAGUCCCAUGUGUAUGGCGCAUUCUCUCAGGCUAUGAGAAGUUUAUUGUGACAUGGCAAGAAAUGGCCAAGCGUGCAGACAUGUAUGCCCUCAAGGAGGCUAUUCUCAUUGGUGUUAUAACACUUGAGAAGUACUACAACAAAACGGAUAAUUCCUCGGCACAUAUUGUGAAGCUGUAUCUCAAUCCAUGUAUCAAGAAUGAGUAUUUCAUUGCUUUCUGGGAUAGCGACGGUCAAGUGCAUGCCCAGACAGUGAUGGAAGCAGUUUUUGAUAAAUAUAGUGUGAAGCAUGUCUCAUUGAAUCGAUCCUCAGCAUCUCAGGGGACAAUUGUCGUACCAGUACCUGCUAGCCGUAGCUAUGGUAGCUCAUGGCUUGCAACAGCGACAGCAGGCAGACGGGCGCAUGAGAAGGACAUGGUUCGAGAUCCCCGUGCAGAGCUAAAACAGUAUCUGGAUGAGGACCUACUCUCCUUAGAGGGUGGGAACCUCACCGGGAUUCCCCAGUGGUGGAAGGUUAACGGCACUCAUUUUCCGAUCCUCAGCUCCAUGGCAUGGGAUUACCUUGCAAUCCAGGGUUCUUCAGUGCCUUUGUUGCAGCAGGAUGAUACCUCCGACGUUUGA